Molecule: messenger RNA, 697 nt
Organism: Ricinus communis (castor bean)
Lineage: Eukaryota; Viridiplantae; Streptophyta; Magnoliopsida; Malpighiales; Euphorbiaceae
Product: S-protein homolog 2-like
Exons: 1
Coding region: 186-617 (143 amino acids)
Source: RefSeq, a predicted model, not a curated record
CAGAUUUCAUCAAUAAUUAGGUAUCCAAAAGAAGCUCUUUGUUUUUGUUUUUUUCCUUUUUGUUGCUUUGCUUUGCUUUUAUAGCUACAUAUAAUAUAAAUGACAUUUUUUGACAACAAAAGCAGAAAACAAGUAAAAAAAAAAAACCCAUUUCACAUCUAUACUAUUUCCUUCCAUAAAAAAACAUGAAGAUCAGAACAAGAACUCAAAUUCUUCUCAUAUUCUGCCUUGCCUUGGGCAUCGUUUUCUUGUCACUAUAUCAACCUGAACGUUUUGCAGGGCUUGAGUAUGAUGUUCGUGUUAUCAAUGGCUUCACUAACAACUCAUCGUUGCCUCUAGUUAUUUGGUGUACUUCUAACGGAGAUGAACUCGGAGGCCGAGCUCUUCAAGAAGGAGACGAUUUCAGUUGGAGUUUGAGGACGAAUUUCUGGGGUUCUAAUAAUUAUUUGUGCACAAUGAAAUGGGAUGAAAGGAGAAGAAAAUUCGAUGCGUUUAAGGUUCCUAGGGAUAUUUAUCGGUGCAGUCUUUUCAGGAGAUGUUCUUGGUUGGUAAGAGAAGAUGGUUUUUAUUUUAGUAAUGAUGAAGUAAACUGGAAGAAAGACUUCUCUUGGUUGUAAUCUUUCCAUGCUUUUGACUCCUUUGAAAUUCCAAAUUUUGUACCCCUUUUAGUGAUUAUUAUACAUAUGUUUUCUUCCCA